AUGCCCAUGACUUGGAACGAGACCAACGACGCUAAACUCCUCGUCGGCAUCCUAUCCACCACGAACGUGAAACUGGACAUGCACGCCCUGGCCAAAUUCAUGGGUCCCGGCUGCACCGUCUCCGCCGUCCAACAUCGCAUUCAGCGUCUGAAGGACAAAGUUUCAACCUCUACUCCCGGCGGUACCGCCUCGUCCCCUGCGACUGGUACUACUGCGACUAGUACUACUACCAUGACUUCCCCGGGAAACGAGACACCCACUACUCCUACCCCCGCUACUCCCGAGAAAAGAAAGCGUGGCCGGCCCCGCAAGAACCCCGUUGCUGGGGGUGGUGAAGCUAGUACUUCUACUACUAAUACUAAUACUAAUACUGUUGCGGCUGCUGGUGCUGGUGCUGGUGCUGGCGCUGCUAAGAAGCCUAAGGCUAAGCGGGCUAAGAAGGCUGAUGGUACUGCUACUGCUACUGCUACUCCUGCGGUUGUUAAGAAGGAGGAGGGUAGUGAUGAUGAUGACGAGGAGCUUGGUGUUCCUGAGACUCCUGGGGCUGAGGAAGGUGGUGUUGGUGAGGGGGUGCAGGAGAGUCCUGUUGUUAAGGGCGAGGAGGAGGAUGAUGCUUGAUGGUGUU
Molecule: messenger RNA, 625 nt
Organism: Aspergillus vadensis CBS 113365
Lineage: Eukaryota; Fungi; Ascomycota; Eurotiomycetes; Eurotiales; Aspergillaceae
Exons: 3
Coding region: 1-618 (205 amino acids)
Source: RefSeq, a predicted model, not a curated record